CUGAAUCCGCUAUUCGCCUUUCCGGGAAGUAACGCGUUAACCACCACUCCAUGCGGGUCCUUCGUUUCGCCUGUCUCCCAGCUAGUUCUGUUCUAUAUUCCUAUAAAAACAACAUUCCAGGUAGGGAACUGGGUUCAACGAGCUUUGAAUAUGGGUGUGGAUGCACUGCGGCAAGAAUACCGUAGUCUAGCUCGGUAUACAUUGCCGGAAAUGACCGUCGAAGCAAACGAUAGCUGUCCGAUGACAGGAUGUAUGGGGACUUGUUGUAGAUACCAAGACGUGCCGUGUCAGGAUCAGAAUCGUGUUGUACUGAAAUGGCAUUGCGCUGUGACAGAUUACAUCCAUGCUAAUUACGUUGCCACGCCGGUAUCAGAAAAGCGCUUCAUUCUAACGCAGGGACCGUUAGAUGGUACCGUGAACGAAUUCUGGCAGAUGGUACUACAAGAAGAAGCUGAAACAAUCAUCAUGCUUUGUAACUGUAUUGAAACGGGAAAAAACAAGUGCUCACCGUACUGGCCAGAUAAAAUUGGUGAAACAAAGCAGUUCAAUGGUGCAACACGUUGUUUUCAGACACGUGUUCUUUCGCCAGAAGAGCUCACAGUUUUAGUAUGUAUUCUCAACAUGAAGUACACUGCUGCCAACGUUCGGCACUAUCAAUGGCAAGAUUGGCCGGAUAGAGGUGUUCCGCCAUGUAAGCUGACAAGUAUGGAACUGUUAUCCCGUGUUCGUGGCACCACAAAGCCAAUUGUAGUGCAUUGUUCGGCCGGUAUAGGAAGAACAGGUACAAUAGUGGCGAUUGAGUAUAUAAUGGGUAAGGACAGAUUUCCACUGAGAAAUCCUAUGAACGAUCUCCUAAAGGAACUUCGUAACCAACGAGCUUACACUAUCCAAAAUGACUUGCAAUACUUGUACAUUCACCGAGUCAUGUUAUGUUACUUUUUGGAAAAGCACAAAAAUAGGUAUGCAGCAAUUCUCACAGAAGAAAACAAGGCGAAAUACCAGAAGUUUGUUCAAGAUUACAACGCAGCGACCGGUACAUAG
This is a messenger RNA of Angiostrongylus costaricensis, 1041 nucleotides long. The record is from the annotation of a GenBank genome assembly. NCBI's taxonomy places the organism in Eukaryota, Metazoa, Nematoda, Chromadorea, Rhabditida, Metastrongylidae.